Messenger RNA from Symbiodinium sp. CCMP2592, 1281 nucleotides. The record is from the annotation of a GenBank genome assembly. Lineage: Eukaryota; Dinophyceae; Suessiales; Symbiodiniaceae.
AUGUCUGAGCCAAAAACGUAUGCAUGGCAUUGGGUUUCCAACUUGGCGUUUUUGUCAUGCAGCUCCGCUUUGGCUGGUGCCUUGGGUGGCACUCCUAGUAGCACUUCGUUGGCACUUGCCAGCGCUUCACUGGACCCAACUUUAUCGUGUGUGAUACUCGGUUCCUUGGCCACGUUCUCUGCUUUUUGGUUCAAUGCUGCAGUUUCCGAACAAGGGGCUGCAGAAGAGCCGGCCAACCUCGAGGACACGGGCGACCUGGCUGUCCGGCAGGACGUGCAAGUGGACCAGGAGUGCUGCGAUGCCGUUGGUGGCACUGGGAACGCCAUCGACCAUCCGGACACCAUCGCACUGCCGGACCGCCAUGCUGCAGGAUCUCCUGUGCGCGCACGCCCCAGUCUCACCGGGCAAAGUCUUAAUGCUCAGAGCUUCAGAGCAAUCAGCCGGAUUGGAACUGGCAGCUGGGGUAUCGUUUCACUCAUGCAGCACCAAGCCGGCCCGACUUACGCAGUCAAGCGCAUCGAUCUGAGCCACUUGAAGCCGAAGAAGAAGGCCAAGAUCAUGCGAGAAGAGGACAUCCAUCUGAAAUUGCACUCACCGUUCUUUAUCCGCUUGUUCGGGACAUACCUCCACGAGCAGGCCAUCCAUUUCGUAAUGGAGCCUGGCGUUUGCGAUUUGUGGAUGGUUUAUCAGCGGCACAAAGAGUUUUUCCGCAGCCAGAAACAUGCAAGCUUCUAUGCAGCGAGCGUGGUUUGUGCACUCCAGUAUUUGCACGAGAAGGGCAUCGUCUAUAGAGACCUGAAACCGGAGAAUCUACUGCUUGACGAACAUGGGUCCUUGAAAGUAUGUGACCUGGGCUUUGCCAAGCAUGUUGAGGUCACGGAGAAGACUUACACAUUCUGCGGCUCUUUGGGCUAUUUGGCACCGGAGAUUAUCAGCAAAAGCGGACACAGUCAUGCGGUUGACUGGUGGGCGCUCGGAGUUUUGAUCUUCGAGCUUAUGGCUGGACAUCCGUGUUUUGGCACGGAUGAGCCCGAGGUGGUGAUCUAUGCCAGAGUGCUGGAGGGCGCUCACCCGGGGCUUUUUCCCCCGGUGAUGUCGACCGCGUGCCGGGAUCUCAUUCUGGCCCUGUGCAUUCCAAAUCCAGCACAGCGCUUGCCGAUGCGUCCUGGUGGUUUGGAUUUGUUGAAAUCUCAUGCCUGGUUCGAAGGCUUCAGAUGGGAUUUCAACAUGGAGCCACCUUACAACCCAACCCACGAUUUGCAGCGACGACGAUGUGGGUAA